This is a messenger RNA of Zingiber officinale, 2093 nucleotides long. RefSeq names its product MLO protein homolog 1-like. Gene Ontology annotation, biological process: defense response. Bases 257 to 1882 code for a protein of 541 amino acids. NCBI's taxonomy places the organism in Eukaryota, Viridiplantae, Streptophyta, Magnoliopsida, Zingiberales, Zingiberaceae. The record is from RefSeq and is a predicted model, not a curated record. Gene Ontology annotation, cellular component: membrane. The transcript is spliced from 14 exons.
CAAAUCAAUGGAAGUAAAGAAUUCAUUGGAAAACAAAGUGGCGAUGAGUGCUCUCCAAAGCUUUUGGAGGCAUCCCAAAUUGCGCGUUAGUUGUAUCGUCCAUCGGCUUCCCUCUUAUAAGUUAAGCAAUAUAUUGGAUGCAUCAUGCAUGCGGAGAAGAAAUUAAAGAGGGAGGCCAGGGACUAGGAAGGGAUUGAAUUAGAAUCGAAAGGGUCUGGUUUGUUAGUUUAAUUUGCAGUGGUGUAGCGAUAGAUCGAUGGCAGGAGGUGGUGCAGGAGAGCGGUCAUUGAUGGACACACCGACGUGGGCGGUGGCCGUGGUCGUCGCUCUCAUGGUCAUCAUCUCCAUCUUCAUCGAGCAUGGCAUUAACAACCUCGGCAAGUGGUUUCAGAAAAAGCAGAAGAAGGCCAUGAAUGAGGCUCUAGAGAAAAUCAAAGCAGAAUUAAUGCUGCUAGGCUUCAUAUCGCUGCUGCUCACUAUUGGGCAAGGCCCCAUCUCAAGGAUCUGUGUGCCCGCUAAAGUUGCAACCAUCAUGCUGCCGUGUAGCAGAACUUACUCACAGGAAGGAGCAGAUGCAGGUCGAAGAAAAUUAUUAUGGCAUGAGAGAGAAGGAGCUCUUCGUCGUGUUUUGGCUGGAGCGUCCGCUUCAGAUUCCUGUUCUAAUUACGGGGACAAGGUAUCAUUGAUCUCACAGUCUGGAAUUCACCAACUACACAUUUUCAUAUUUGUCCUUGCUGUACUUCAUGUUCUUUACAGUGUUCUCACUGUGGCUCUUGCACAAGCUAAAAUGAAGAAAUGGAAAACAUGGGAGUUAGAGACAAACUCACAGCAAUAUCAGUUCUCAAAUGAUCCUUCAAGGUUUAGGUUUACCCACCAAACUUCCUUUGUCAGAAGACACAUGGGCCUUUCAAGCACCCUUGGCAUCAGAUGGAUUGUGGCGUUUAUAAGGCAGUUCUUUGGAUCAGUGACAAAAGUAGACUACUUGACCAUGCGCCACGGCUUUAUAAAUGCGCACUUGUCUCCGAACAGCAAUUUUAAUUUCCACAAGUACAUAAAAAGGUCCCUGGAGGAUGAUUUCAAAGUUGUCGUUGGCAUCAGCCCUCCAUUGUGGAUUCUCGCAAUAUUCAUUCUGCUUCUAGAUAUCAAUGGAUAUUACACACUCGCUACAGUAUCCUUUGUCCCACUUCUGGUUCUUUUACUCGUCGGCACGAAACUAGAGCUCGUCAUUAUGGAAAUGGCUCAAGAGAUUCAGAAUAGAACAAACAUAAUAAUCGGAGCUCCGGUGGUCGAACCGAGCAACAAGUACUUUUGGUUCAACAGGCCUCAGUGGAUCCUCUUCCUCAUACAUCUGACUUUGUUCGAGAACGCAUUCCAAAUGUCACAUUUUCUAUGGACAUGGUACGAAUUCAGCUUGAAAUCCUGCUUCUACGAGAAGUUUUGGCUUACGGUGGUAAAGGUGGCGAUGGGGAUAGCUCUACAGGUCUUGUGCAGCUACAUCACUCUCCCCUUGUACGCUUUGGUGACACAAAUGGGGUCGCACAUGAAGAAGGCAAUAUUCGAGGAGCAAACAGCAAAAGCGCUCAAGAAAUGGAGAGACGCGGCGAAGAGGAAGAAGAGGCUGAGGGAUGCAGGGGCGGACGUGGGUUCGGGGCUGACCAGUGGAGACGGAGAGGCUACACCCAGCCGAGGGUCGUCGCCCCUGCACCUGCUCUCCAAGUUCAAGGCCAAGUCAACCGACGUAGAGAGCGCUCCGGCGUCGCCCAGGUUUUCUCACUCGGACAGGGAUGAGGAAUCGGAGUUUGAAGCAAGAAGACCACCCACGCCCACGGACGAUAAGACUCACCACCAAGAUUUUUCAUUUCCUUCCUCUUAUCGUACGUAGUAAAUACACUCGAUCGUGCCGGUCAAUAUUCUGUAUCAAUUCAUUUCCUUCAUCUCUCUUGUUGGAUAUUUGAUGAUUUUAAAGCUAAGAGAGAAGAGCAUAAACACAAAGAAGCUAGCUUUGCGGAGGAAAAUGGUGGCCUAAUAUAUAUGAUUAUUUAAGAAAUGUACUAUCAAUUCUAGCUAGUAAAUGGAGCUUAAUUAUACCAUAA